This is a messenger RNA of Carassius auratus (goldfish), 3004 nucleotides long. RefSeq names its product ring finger protein 11b (gene rnf11b). The transcript is spliced from 4 exons. Gene Ontology annotation, molecular function: ubiquitin protein ligase activity. Lineage: Eukaryota; Metazoa; Chordata; Actinopteri; Cypriniformes; Cyprinidae. Gene Ontology annotation, biological process: ubiquitin-dependent protein catabolic process. Bases 329 to 793 code for a protein of 154 amino acids. The record is from RefSeq and is a predicted model, not a curated record. Gene Ontology annotation, cellular component: ubiquitin ligase complex.
GUGGCUGCCUGAAAGGCAACAUUGCCUGAGUCGCCAUUGAGAGCUCGCAUAUUUGCUAUAGUAGGAAUUAUCCGUUGAAUGCUAACCAGAGUUUACUAUUAUUGAGACGAGGAGAAAAGGACAACACUACAUACCACGGCAUCAAGGCAAAUAAACGUAUUUGACAGGUUUAGAUUGAUCGCUCAUGAUGAUCGGGUCAUAUUAAAGGAAUGAUAGGGGUUUAGUCAUCCUUUUUGAAAGGGCGGAAGUCUGGUUAAAGUCAUUAAGGGCAGAAAGCAGGGGAUAGACAAGAUUUCAACAUUUAGACGACAAGGAGUUUGGAAAGGAGAUGGGGAAUUGUCUGAAAUCUCCCACUUCGGAUGAUAUCUCCUUGCUCCACGAAUCACAGUCAGACAGGGCCAGUUUCGGUGACGCCAACGAUCCGGAUCAGGAGCCACCACCUCCAUAUCAGGAGCAGAUCCAUGUGCCUGUGUAUCACCCCACUCCCAGCCAAGCCCGGCUGGCAACCCAACUGACCGAAGAGGAGCAGGUGCGGAUCGCUCAAAGGAUCGGCCUCAUCCAGCAUCUUCCCAAAGGUGUCUAUGAUCCAGGCAGCGACGGCACUGAGAAGAAGAUUCGAGAGUGUGUGAUCUGCAUGAUGGACUUUGUGUAUGGAGACCCCAUCCGGUUCCUUCCCUGCAUGCACAUCUACCACCUGGACUGCAUAGAUGACUGGCUGAUGAGGUCCUUCACGUGUCCCUCCUGUAUGGAGCCUGUAGAUGCUGCCUUGCUCUCGUCCUACGAAACUAACUGACUGCUGCCUGACCUGAUCCCCGCCCCCCACACACAUAUAUAUACACACAUACACACACACACAACCCUUGAGUCCUGUCCUCACAUGACCCCUUUGCAUAAAGAGACGAACUGUCCACUCGACUCGGGCGUGGGAUGGUGUUCCUGUGGCAUCGUGGGAUAAAGGAGGCAACAGUGAUAAUUAAACCUCUCCUGCAUGGUCCUGCUGGACAGGGAAAUCUGCAGGAGCCCUUUUGCACCCUCACGACUUUAUCAUGUGAUUCCUUUGUCUCUCAUCAACGACACCCAGACAAACUGGUCACGCACCAUUCCACAUAACACUUACACUGGAAGGAGACGAACCUUCGAGAAACACACAGGAGGACUUUUAAAAACACAUCUUUAACAUUCAAUCUCUAUUUAUUUCUUUAUUUCUCUCUCAGUGUCUGUUUCCAUAAAGGGCUCGUUUGAUUUCUGCCGAAGCUGCAGUGGAGCAAAACCAAUGGCAUUGCACAUACACAUGCAAAAAAUUUUGCACUUUUGAGAAUUAAGCCCAACUUCACACACGCAAACGUGCAUUACAUAACUUUUAUUUAACCACAUGUUAGCUUUUUUUUAGUUUAUAUGUUUGGUUGGUUGUUUUAAACUACUCAAUGGACACUUCAGCGACCCAAUUUGUGUUGAGAAAGGAGCAUUUCUCUAUAUCACUUGCGAGCACCAAGUCGGAGUGGAUUUGGUGCUGCAAAUAAAUGAAAAAUAUAUGUAUCUAAUUUUUUUUUUUUUUACACAUAGUAUAUUACAACUUUUUCCUGCAUUACGUAGUUUUUGAUCUUGCAUUAAAAUGUCACAAUAAUGGUUGAUCUCACAUAUUGGUCAAGCUGAAGUGUUUUGUUGCUUUUUGCUUUGUGGAUCCUAUUUUUUUUUUUUUAUCAAUACUGUCUAUUGUAACUCAACCGAAAAAAUAUAUUUAACGAUAAAAAACACUGAAGUCAUCGAAAGUCUGAAGGUGGCUAUGAGGGCAGCCUGAAAUGAAUAAUGCAAUAUAGGCUGUAGUGACUCAUGAAAGUACACGUAUGAGUGUGUGAAACUGCUCAAUAGUUAUAAUUUCACCUUCUUUUCUGGUGCACUUGUGUGUUUAGUUAACUUUAUUGUACAUAUUGCAAUGAUAUAUCUUUUAGUGACUUUUAUUAGAUUUUUCUGUACCAGAUACUUUAAAAAGAAGUUUUUAUGACAUCGUAAGGCACUCAUAAACUUGGAAAGAAAUGUUUUUUUGUGAAUCCUCAUGGAUUGACGAUUUACGAGUUAUUUCCCCUCAUGUUGUUUGUGGGGGUUUUCUCAUAGACUUCAAAUUCUUGGCAUUAAUUUGCGUUUCUUGUUGAAUAGAAGACCACAGGCAGUAUGAUCACACCCAAAGCUGGGAUGUGCUUUAAAAAGCUGUUUGAUGGGUUUUUUAAAUGAAAGAUGGUUUAUGCUUAGUGAAAUUACGCCCAGUCCUCUCGCUCGGUCUAAAAAAGAAAGCACAUGAGAGCAUAGAAAUCAAGUCUCUAUGGUUUUUACUCUCAAAUGUUAUAUAAAGACAAAGUAAUUGCUAAAAUGAGAAGUGGUAGUAGGUAAUGCACCUUUGGCAUUAAAUCUGUCCACUUAAUCAAAACGGAAAAAAAAAAUGUGGUGGUUAGUGGCUGCUUUUGAAGUGAAGAUUUUCAGUUGUUCCUCGUGUUUGAACUCAUGCCUUGUGUGGGGUGACUGUAAGUGUGUAGUUAAUGAAGGUGAGGGAUAUAUUCUUCAUAGAAAAUCCAUUGACCUGGUUUUGCACAGUACUUAGUUGUAGGUUUCGUCUUUUCUUUUUUCCUGUCUCUCCAUACAACGUGGAGCUCCAUUGCCUUAGACCAGACAAGCAGGAGGCUUUUGGCUGGACGUCCUGGGCUGAUGGGGGCUCUACACCAGCAUCAGGAGGACAGUGAUGAUUAUGAAUGAGCAUUUGGAUGUUAUAAGACCAUAUUUGCUCCCGAGAAGACGUCAUCAAUGCAAUGCCAUACAAAAACUGCUUCUCCAUGAUGUGCUGGGAGCACAUGGACAUUAUAUGUGAUCUGUUUGUAUGUGACGUGUGUGUAAGGCUGCGAGAGUCUCCCGUUUGUCUGUCUGUGAAUAUAUACAUAAACGUAUGUAUAUAUAAAAUUAUGCAUCUUCUAUGUACUACAGGCAAAUAAUAAAUAGAAUUUAUGCUAUGAAAUUA